Molecule: messenger RNA, 10868 nt
Organism: Chilo suppressalis (striped riceborer)
Lineage: Eukaryota; Metazoa; Arthropoda; Insecta; Lepidoptera; Crambidae
Source: the annotation of a GenBank genome assembly
GUAGUAGGGAAACAGUAGCACUAAUAAUGUCUUCAAUGCGUUGUAUGUUUUUAUAGGGAAAAUAUUGACAGCUGAUUUUCAUCUUUUACUCGAAUUUGAUUCACAGUUCCUGAUUCAAAUUAUGAAAUGCACCAAAAAGGAUCCAUAUAAAUUUAUAAAAUCAUAAAUUUAUUACAAAGCCACAUCUCAAUCUCAAGAAAUCCGCAUAAAAAUGCUUGAUCCCUAGACACUUUUGAUGCGUGUAAUAAUAAUGAUGAUAAUAAAAAUAUUUUGUAUUAUUUACAAAAUAUAAAAUUAUUUAAAGUCACAUAGGUUAUGAGUCAAUAACUCGUCGUUUUAUGUUCGCUAAAAAUAUCUUUUUUCGAUAAAAUAUUUUUUGCUCUGGACAUUCCAAUAUCUUAUAAAUUUUUAACCAGAAAAAAGGAAAAAUAGAAGUAAUUGAGUAAUUUACGAAUCAUGUUGGAAUUUUUUGAGCAAUUGGUAGUUCUGAUAUUACAGCAGAUUCCAAGAAGAAUCCAAUUUCUCAAUUUUCUCUUUAUCUAUUAUCUAAUUAUUGCGUCUUUUUACUGUCUGGUAUUAACGUGUAACAGAAUAUAAUGGAAUGACAUCACUAUUAGCACAGUUACUAUUAUCUGAUCCAGUAACAAUACAUAAAUAGCACAUUGUGGCUGGUGCAAUGUAUAAAAGAUAGCGGUUUGAAGAUCUAAAAUUUGUUAUGAAAUAUCCGUAAGAAACUAGCCGUAUUUUUGAUAGACUAAGAAUAAUUGAUUGAAUUUUUAGAAUAACUAUUAAAACGGCUUCAUUCAAACUUUUCAUAUGAUAACAAUAUGCAAAUUAAUGUUUUACUAAUAAUAUCAAUAUUAAAUAACAAUUUGGUGUUUUAGGUAUGUGUUUUUAUGGUGGGAAGAUCAUUUUACGAUCUCCUGUCUAGUAUUUUUUUACCAACUUGGAAUUAAAAAAACUCGUACGGUGUUGCUAGAAUAUUUUUGUAUGUAUGUUCGGGGAUAUCAUUGAAGAUUAUGGGCCGAGUUCUAAAACUCUUUUUUAAUUUCAAUAUCUCCAAAUUCGCUAGUUAGGAUCUGAUGAUAUGAUGCUGGAGAAAUCGUGAGGAACUCUCCAAAAAAAAAAUAGUUUUACCUCAUUAAUUUGUAUUUGUAUUAUUGUAACACAUCUAUUUAUUCCCGGACGCGCUAGGUAUUUGAUUUUAUUGAAGUCGGUUUUAUCUUUUUGUAAUAACAGUUUCUGGCGAGCGGGUGGUGCAAACAAUAAGCUUAAAUGUGCUGGGUUCAAAUCCCGUCAGGUGAAUUUGUGUAAUAAGAACAAAUAUUUGUUUUUGAUUUAUGAUUGUUCAUAUACUCAUAUACAUAUUAGUUAGUUAGUUUCCAUACAGCAAGCUCUGCAUGGGUUUUUGAGUUUUAGUUAGUUUUCGUUUAUUAAUUAACUUAACACAAAUUUAAGCAUUAUCACUGUCAGAUUCAUUAAACUUUGUUUCAGCUUCUUCGAAUUUUGAAUGAAUUUUCAUUCCUUAUACAAUUUUGUAAUUUCGAAAUUCUUCGUCAGGAACGCUAUCGCCUAUGAGUUAAGGUUGGAAGCUGCGAUCUGGUCUCUUAGCAUUAGACCUGUCACGGUUCACCGGCCGCCGGCCGCAAGGUCUCAGUCGCGACGAUAUUGUCACCUGCAAUCGGUCACGACCACCGAACGAUCUGUUACAAAUCAUAUCUGUGGAUUAUCGAAUCUUCUGACCCUUACUUUUUGUGGUGUAAAAGAAGAUUCUGGAAAACAUCAAUUUGGUGAUUUGUGUUUAAUUAUGUCACAUGUUUUAAUUGGUUUUCACUAAUCGUUGGUGGAGUUAGCUGAAAGGUCGCGACCUUAGUCGGGGCGUGAGAUUUCCUAUCGCGGUCAGGUUGAGCAACCUGAGGUAGGGCCUCGCGCAGCGCCUGCCGGUGGCUGUUGGUUUGAUUGUCUGCGCCGGUGCACCCGCUAUGGAGUGGUUGAAACUGCUGUUGAUUCUCACGCUGCUGACUAAAGGGGGUGAGUACUUUUUACUAUCUAUGCGAUGAGCCUGCCUGUUUUUCUCUGCAAUCGAAAUUGAAUAUGGAUAUUUCUUAUAGACAAUUUUCCAAAACAGUUUAGUAAAGAACUAUACUUAUUUGGUGUUGCAUCCAUCAUAGAAAUAGGUAUUAACAUUAAUUAAUAAACAGCCGAAAGGUUGACUAAAUCAGGAUGACUAUGUUGCAGCAUUAGCCACAACGCUGACUUUCAGCUGAUUCAAUCAAAUUAACAGUGCGAUAGGGUGAAUAGAUUAAUUGUUUAGCUUAUCUAGCUCUUACUGCAGCGUAAAGAUAUUUGAUUGAAAGGCAAGCCUAACUGAAAAUCAUUAUAGCUAUGAUGUUUAUUACUUUGAAAAUUUUCAUUUUGUCCUUAAAUAAUAUGGUAGAUUCAAACAAAAAUUACGUAUCGUUAUGUAGGUUUUUUACUGCAAUUCAAAGUAACAUUAUUUUAUCUCAAUAUAUGCUUAAGUAGUGCUCUUCAAAUUCAACUUAACAAUCUUUAAACUAAAGCAGGUAUGUGAUAACGGACAUCAAAAUAAACAUACUGCCGCUUCGGGUAAUAUUAGUUAGUACAAAUGCCAUUGGGUCUACCGUGCAACAAUGUGCAUAAACUGCAGCUCUUAAAUUUGGCAACGGAUCAAACACAUGAUAUUAUCUGCCAUUGUGUUCUAAGUAUUUUUAUAUCAGCUGUUGGUUAGAAUGUUGUGGAUUUCGUAUAUUAUGAUCGUGCACACGACACGAACGUAGGUAAACACAACGUUACGGCACAUUCUGGAGAUGUUUCUGUUUAUAAAUGUUUGUUUCGGUGUACAGUUGAAAUGGGUUGUUACAUUUAUUCCCGGCGUGAAAAUCCACCCAGGGGGAAUUUAUCGUGACUACAUUUUCGUUUUGCGUAUUUUUCACAUCCUCCUUUGGUGACCUUUCUGUUCUGUAGGUACUUAAUAUUUUCUUUAUAUACUUCCCUAGUGUUGUCCUCGAAUCGAUGUAUAAACAAUAGUUUUCGUUCUCGUUUUCGGCUUAUAUAAUAAAACUUCAGCUAAAAAUUUAUAUAUAACUGAUAAAUAUCGUAUGAAAAUCCGUUCAGCAGUUUUUGAUAAUCAUUUCAAAGAAGCAGACAGACAGAAGCAGUGAAUAGGUGUUAGUAGAAAAGUGUAAUCGUGUGUGCUUAUUGAUUUUGUACGAUCGUUAAUUUCACAAAAAAAAGUCCAAACUCUCUCAUAUGAUUAACAAAAGAAAAUAAACAUUAUGUAAAAAGUCACGAGAACAUGUACAAAAUCAGAUUAUACCCCAAUAGUUAUGUGCGUCAUGAAAACAAUAUAAUUAAAGAACAUUUUUCAGUUCACAAUUCAUGAACCUGAAGCUAGUAAAAGCCGUCGUACUUAUGUGUGUGGCUUGUUGGCGUACGCAACACGUAAAGCUUAAAGCUAUGUUUGUAUAUGUAUUUAUUAAGUUAGCCCUUUUGCUAUAUGUAUUUCGAGUCCCGGUUUAUUAAUUUCUGUACCUUAGUUUCUGUUUAAUAAUUUAUUUGCGUUAAUAAGUGAGAAUAAUAAUGACAUCAUUUCUUCCUACAACCAUUGAAGAUUUUUUAUUGAGUCAUUUUUUUAAAUAUUGGCAAUAUCCAUUUCUAAAACAAAUGAGAAAUAUCCAUUCUUAUACAAUUAGCCAAAGCAAAUUAGGUAUGUAAUGUUUUUUGAGUCUCAUAUACUAUUUUAUUAAUUAAGUCUUAAAUUACGAAUUAAUCCAAAUAGCGAACAUGCAAAGCGAUUAGCAAUAAAGUGCCUGGUUCAAUAAGCAUCUUAAUAUCAAUUUUGUGGUUACCUACUAAUUUAUAGGUUGUUAAAUGGACAGUUUUAAUCUGACUGUGGAAAUAUGAUAAUAGUACAGUUUUCUUGUUUUAACAAGUGUAAAAUUAACAUUAUAAUUAUGAAUUAAGCGAGAAGUCAAACACAUUUAGUUCAAUUAAAUUGUUGCACUUGCCUGCUAAAUCGACGCAAUUAGCCAAUACAAAACUAAAGAGCAGAGAAAAUCAUUGGCAUUGAAACUUUAAGAUUACUGUGUUUUCAGACUAACUAAGCGUACUAUUAAUUCUCCUUUUGUUAUUUCAAGGUUUACUUUAAAAGAAGCAUUUUCAGAAUUUUCGUGACCAAUUAUUGUUGUGGUCAUUUGUCAAAUAAAAAAAAAGAAUAUCGCAAUAAAGAUGUCAAAAGAUUCUAACUGAUUUAACGUUGUUUCCCAAUUAUUUGUUGGUGAUACUGAGUUUUUAAUGAAACGGAUAAUUUUGUAUAUUAUAAGAUUUCCUGGGUUUGUUUGAACGCGUUGUCUUUUUCAAUAAUUGCAUUUUACAUCACAUUUAAGAUGGUAAAUUUAUGACUACUUAUUCUAAGUAUACAUGUUAAGCUCUGCAAGAGCAUGGCAAUAUCGGGAUUGUCAGAGGACUUAUCGCUAAGACUUUAUUACAUAAUUUUAGAAUUCAAACAACAAUUUUAUUCGGUACUUGAUGUAAAUUCUAUUAAAAUACUAGACAUAAAAUUAUCUAAAAAUGACUAUUUUUGUAGUACUAAUUACAUUUGUCAUCAAAACACAUUGUAGUUGAAACCCCUAUAUGUCACAAAAAUGCCAGGCAAUAUGCCAAAUCUGCUGCAGAGAAAGUAUAUUUAAAAAUAAAUAUUCAUUAUUACAGAAGAACAUUGGGUAGACUUUUAUUCAAAUAAAACUUCUAGUUUAGCCCGUACCCAGAUAUUGGACUACUCUUUCGCUUGACAGGUUUUAAUACCUAUCUGUAUUAGAAAAUCACCACUUAACAAUCUCCAGGAAGCGGUGGAAGCAGAAUGUUGUUCAGACAAUGCCCAAGCAGCACCAGAAAACACGCAAAAUGUUGAAGGCGAGCAAGGAGAGUUCCAAGAUUUGCUGGAGUUGCAGGCGGCGUGUCCCGAGCUGAGCGAGCAGAUCAUCGGUGGCAGGCCGAGCUCGGUUGUCCGGCACCCCUACCAGGUGUCGAUGGUGCUAAACGGAAACUCCUUCUGCGGCGGUUUUAUCAUCAGUCAGAAUCACGUGCUGACUGCGGCGCACUGCGUGGCCAAUGUAGCCCCAAGCGCAAUACGUCUGCGAGUGGGUAGCACGCGGCGUGAUUCAGGCGGGCGGAUAGUGCGCGUGGCCAACGUAUCCGUUCACGAGCGAUACGGACAGCCACAGUUCGACAACGACAUCGCGGCGCUGCGGCUCGCUCAACCCCUCACCUUCAGCAACGCCAUCAGGGCCAUAGCGUUGCCUCGUAAUCGACAGCCUGUGCCACUCGUCAGGCUUACUGUCACCGGAUGGGGACUUACUGCACCGCGUGGGCGGCGCAUCCCGCGCAUCAUGAUGGAGGCGCGCGUGCCCGUGGUGCCGCACUGGCUCUGCCAGCUGUCCUACGGCGACGCGCUCACCAACAACAUGUUCUGCGGAGGUCACUUCCUAAUCGGCGGCGUGUCUUCUUGCCAGGGUGACUCGGGCGGACCCGCGGUGUUCAGAGGGACAGCUUUCGGUGUGGUGUCGUUUGCAAGAGGCUGCGCUUUGCCGCUAUCACCCACCGUGUUCACUAACAUCGCCGCAAUGAGAGAUUGGAUCGCACAAAACACCGGAAUAUGAUACAGAUAAACCUUCGUAGAUGAAAUAAAAAAUAUACCAUUUUUCAAUUGUAAAAUAGGUCGAGCAUAGCUUUUAGAAAGAAGGAAUUUUAAAAGUUUCAAUUUUCAUGACACAAAUUGAUGAUAAUAUUUUUUCAUUUGUUCUUAAUUUUUUGUGUGAAACACUAAAUUAAAUUGACUCUCACUGUUCCUAUGAAGUUUAUAUGACUAGAAAUUAAAUGAAUAGUACUUCAUGGCAAUAGUUUUUUGUUAAAUCAAGACGUUCUUAAAUAUUACUGUACUGUGUCAUUAGGUUGUAUUUAUCAAAAGUUUGUAAUAUAAAUGUAUGUACCUAAUUAUAUUGAAUUUAUUUAUAUUAGCAGACUUAAGUUAUACCUACUUAAAUGUUUAUAUUAAAUAAAGCCAUCCUUUGAAUAAAGACAUAAAGACACCAAACUUGCAAUUAAUUGAUUGUAUAUUACAUUCCCUGAUUGUGAUUAUUUUCAGAUUAAUUUAUUAGUUUUAAUUGUUUUUAUUUAUUUUUUACUAAUAAAUUUUGUAAAAUAAAGAGAUAUUUUGAAUUUUUUUAGUUUUAUUUAAAAACAACUACAGUCACUGAGACAAAUUAUUAUCAAGUUGAUUUUGGAGGGAUGAACACAAUUUCCGAGAAAAAUAUUUAAACAGCAGUUUGCAGAUGCACCUGUAUAUAUGUCACGUUAUAUAAAUAACACUGAAUUGCGAGUAUUGAUGCAUAAUAUUAGAUACACAUAUACAUUAAAUAUAAUAUCAACACCUAAGUAAAGCCACUAAACUUACAAAAUGGUUUUGAGUUUUCCUUUUUCUUUCCGAAGCGUUUCAUCAGGUGCACGAAAAACAAUAUUUGUUCUUUUUUAAAAUCGACUUCUUCUUUCAGGUGUACGAAAUGUACCUGAUCGGGUACCAAUUCAGGGUUCUCUCGCCGAUAUUCACGAUCCAUUGGGGCCUGCAAGCUAGAAGGAACCGACCCUUAUGGCGGGAGAAACAGAACGAGAAGAACAGGAAACACUUCGAAACGUUCAAACGCGAGUUGUUCGCGAGAUACAGGAAGGACCCGCUGCACUUGCUUCGGAGGCCGCAGCAGGGGAAGAAGACCUAGGCCUCGCAAGGCCGAGCGAACUGUGUUCCCGGCCUUGUGUUAAUCUCAGUAAUUGUCGGACUAUUCUGACAUAGGACUUGCUAAUUCGUGAUAUCGUGUCUGUGUUUUAAAUUAAUUUAAGGUAAUCAGUAUUACAAAUUACCAUAAUUAUUGCUUUUGUUUUUGUCAUCUAAUUAUAUUGUCUAUUUUUUGUUGUACGUCCUAUUAUCUAUUUUUUGGCGUAAUCUUAGAAACAGAAGUGAAUGUUAUCCAAAUGGUGCAAUAUCGAUAACAUUAUCUUACACGACUAAGUAAUAUCUUAACAGUGAUUUUAAAUAAAUUUAUUAUGAAAAUAGAUGGCUGUGGAUUGACUACAAAAUAAUGAAAAAAGGUAAUUAAAGCAAAAAAGGAAUUUGCAUUGUUUAAUCAUAGUAGCCUGCCUAAUGGUUGUGUGAAAUUGUGAAGUUUCAAGAAAUUUCGAAUUAAUUUAGAUAAAUUAUAAUAAAAAAAUACUUUAUUUAUGUUAUUCGAAUUAUCCGUUGCGGACCGAUGCGGUUAUAAAUGGCCGGAGUAGCCUUUUGCCCCUCUCGCUUUAGUUGAAAUUUCACAUAUUUUUGCCUCAAUUUAAUAUCUAAUGCAUUUAUAAGUAUACAAGAAAACUAUAGCAUGUAAGCUGUGUAUAUAGUCAAUAUGUAUAUAAUAUUCAUAAAUUAUUAAUACUUUUGUAAAUGUACAUUUUGAGUAUCUACCUAUAAGCCUACUUACUCUGUAAAUAUGUACGUUAUUUAUUAUUUAAUUAAUUCAGCACCAAUUGUUGCGCAUAACAGCAUUUCAGCAACAAAAGAGUCUCCUGUCACUAAAUAAAAUUGUAUAUAUUUUUUUGCAACUUAUCAAUGUUGACUUGGGCAAUUUAGAUAGAAAUGUUGGUAUUAUUUCAUUGUUACCUUUUGUUACUGAUGCUAAUUGUUUGUAAAUACCAACCCGUUAAGUUUCAAUUUGUUGUUAAGCAAUUCGUUAUUCUAGUGACAAUUAAAAUUUAGUACACAAUAUUUUAGGAAGCACUUAGAUGUAUUUAUUAGAGUGCUUAAUAAGAUAAAUAUUGCUAUUUGUUGUAAAGAAUAGGGAUUGUUUUAAUUCGUGUUUUGUUUUGAACUAAAUAUUGCAUAUAGAUAUCAAAAUAAUGACGUCGCAGGAUGAUUUGACAAAACGAUUUUGGCAACAAUCCUAGGACUUUUGCAAAGACGCGGUUUCAUAAUGGCUAUUACAUUGCCAAAUCUUACUGAUAACGAAAACUUGUUUUGCCACUUCGCCGUGGCACGGUCACAACACUAACUUAACCUAGUGUGAAUUCAAGUACCCAAAACUCAAGAAUAUUUAUAAUAAGUUAACGAUUCUUUUCGCAAUCUCACUGAGGAGAGUUGACUUUUCUUAAAAAUCUUAUCUUUAUUGAGCAAAAUUGAGAAAUUUCAUCGCUAUCGUCUAAUUAUCCUUCUUCUCAAAAAAACCUUAGGAUUUUCGGGAAAUUCGUUAUAUGAAAUCAUCCUAGGAUAUUAACAACGCAUAGAGAUAAUGUUGCAAUUAAGUUUAAAUAAAUUCUUAUACGUAACAUACAUAUAAUUGUUAAGAAGACGCACAGGGUACCUAACUUAAGUUUAUUUAAACGUUUUUCAUUCGUUCCUAUUCCCAAUCUCAUUUGCAAUGCAUGAAAUACUCGUCUACUUUGUCAAAUGUUUGUAAUGUCCAGUCGUUUAGUGAAACGCACGCGAUGAUAAAACUUUUAACAUAAAAAUGUAUUACCUACAAGUCUUGGACUAUUUUUUUGGAAAUUAAUGUCUUUUAUUUGAAUUUAUUAGCAAUAGCUCGUAAUUUGUGAAAGGGUAGUUUUCGUUAUAAUUUGAAUAAUAAAUAUUUCAAUUGCUAUUCAACUUUUUAUUUUGCAAUAACUCGUAUACCUAUAAUAUAAUUAGGUUAUAUUAUCUAAUAGCUAAUUUAAAAUACAAUUUCAACAUAUUUUUUGGAUUAAUGCUUAAAUAUCCUAGCUUUUUAAAUCUAAGAAAAUUAUACUAGAAAAAAUACUCGCGGACCAGGCAGCAGACGGGACUCGAACACACACUCUCCGCUACCCGAACGGAUGCACUGACCAUUAUAGGGCCGUGGUAGCAUAAAGGUCAGUGAACCGCGUGGAUUUUUCCUAGUACAAUUUUCUUAAGAUUUUAACAUCUAGUAGUUAAAUCCAUAAAAAUGUACAAUCCUUGCUCUUUCUAGUAAAUUAUAUUUAUAUUUAUUAUUUUAAUAUGAAACAAAUCCAAUAAAUAGAAGGAAGAAAUUGCAAUUCCAAUUUAUUAUAAUUUUAUUUUUUUACCAUUAAACUGAUGUUAGAUGUUUAAAUCUAAAGAAUUUUACUAGGCAAACUUUCACAUGGCCCAGGAAGCAAACGGGACUCGAACCUGCACCCUCGGCUAUCCGGGCGGAUGUACUGACCAAUUAUGCUACCGCGAUCUUUUCGCAUUGCAGGUAACCCACAAUUUCAAAUGUAACAAAACCUUUACAAGGAACAAACAUUUAUAAGAAGAAAUAGCAAUUAUAUAGCCUGAAGUGUACUUAUUCGUAUUAGGCUCAACUAGUUCAGCCUAGACUAAACUAGUUUCUCCUAUCGGCCAUAGGACAAAUCAGUUUAGCCUAGUUUGUAACGGGUAAUCCUAUCGCCUGAAGGAUGAAUUGAUUUUACCUAGUAAAAACUAGUUAGUCCUAAAAUCGGGUUGUAACAAAUGCACCUAAUGCAACCGCCUUUCCCAAAAACAUUAUAAAUAUUAUAUGUCUGCCAAUAACAGCCUACCCGCAAUUACUUCAGUUACUCAGUUAUCAUGGCGCUUGCAACAGUGCCGAAAUAUCGGAAACUCGUAAAAACAAGGUACAUGGUAACAAUCCCGUAAAUAACUUAUAUUACUAUAAUGUUAGUGACCAUGAAAGUUUAAACAAUAUAUUAUAAAUAUUUAUGCCAAAAACAUUAGAUGCAUAAAUAAAUGCAUACAUAUAAUGUUUUUGGAAAAUUUCACCAAAAGAGAUGAGGUGCGUCAGUUAUUUCACAAAGUACCCUAUCCUGUGCACUUUACGAUUCAAUAAUAAAACAACAAAGGACUAUAAAAACUGUGUUCGCCAUUUAAUUCAAAUCGUGCAUCACUUUCGAACAUUCUCUAGAUUAUCAUUUAUUACAGGUUGAAUUGUUUUUAAAGUGUGAUUCAAACUUAAUGGCGUUUUUGAAGAUAGCGCAAGUUGCAGCACAGUAAUCGAAAUGUGGGUUGAUGAAAACAUCUUUUGGCCAACGAUAUUUGCUUGUGACACUUAGAUGACAAUGACAUGAGGGCCCUGCUGGUGAAUAAGUGUUGUAAUGAAGAUUACUAAGUAAGUAAAAUCUCCUCAUUUAAGCAAACGUAAUAAUUUACAGUAACCGGAACGACUUAUAAAAAAUAUCGAAGGUUUAUUUAAACUCACCUAUAUAAAUAAAUUGAGGAGUUCAAUGAUACAGUUGAGCAACUUUCGCAGUGGUCAGUCAUUGGAUGGGUGACCAAAAAUCUUCUCUCUCGAGUUCCUCGAUGCUUCGGAAGGCACGUUAAGCCAUUGGUCCCGGCUUCAUCUGCAGUCGUUAGCAUCCGUCAAUCCGCACUGGGCCCGCGUGGUGGGUCAUGGCCCAAUCUCCCUAUUCCAUCCAUCCUGCCCCCAGCCUGUGCCCCAGCAGUGGAAACAUUAAUAGGCUGAUGAUGAUGAUAUAAAUAAAAGGCUUAUUUAUAUCUUUCUAAAGCCGCCACAAGCUCACACUGUAUGCACAUACUCGUAGUUGCAUAAUGUACUCGCUUCAUCUUUACAGCACCGCCAUUAAGUUUGAAUCACACACUAACUAUAUUAUCUCCCCUCGAAAAAGAGGAAGGUUAUAUUUUGUCUGAAACGUUGUAGGCCCUCUGCGCAAUGUGUUGCUGCACCCAGUCCCAUACGACGUGGUGCGCGAGGCGAGUGUACACCCCGGGGAAGUUGCCGCGCGCGCAGCCCAGACCCCACGACACCACGCCGAUCAGCACGCCGUCGCUUACUAUAGGCCCGCCG